UCGCUGGCCGGGCCUCUGCGGCCCGGAGGCCGGCCUGAAGCUGGCGACUCUGGCUCCGCUCACAGUGCCGACUCGCACCGCCCGGGCCGCACAUCGCACGGCGCCGCUCACCGCCACACGACACACGCCGCAAUGACGACGUCCACGACGAGGAGGAUGCUGCUCGUCGCCGUCGCCGCCCUGGCCCUCGUCGCCCACGGCGUCGUCGCCCAAGGAGCCGAAAACGACGGCUUCUCGAUCCCCGCCGACGACCCCCCGGCCCCGGCCGCCGACGUGCCCUCGCUGGGGGAGCGCGGGCGCGCGUGGGACGCCCACCGCCACGGCGGCGGCGCCCACCCCCGUCAGCUCAGCGCCAGGACGGGCGAGGCGUGCCAGACGCCGGACGACAAGUCGGGGGCGUGCAUCCCCGUGACGCACUGCCCGCCGCUGGUGGCGCUGCUCAGGAACAAGCCCGUGUCCAACGAGAACGUGGCCUUUCUCCGCAACAGCCAGUGCGGCUUCCAGGCCAACAUCCCGCUGGUGUGCUGCCCCAAGACGGUGGACCGCGUGCCCAACCGGCCGCACCCGCCCCGGCCGCAGCCCCAGCCGCGGCCCACGCCGCCCGCGCCGCGCCCGCCGACGAGGCCGACCGACGGCGUCUCCCACCGCAACAUGCACCUGCUGCCGACGGGUGACUGCGGCAUCCAGACCAGCGAGAGGAUCUUCGGCGGCAACGAGACGGACCUCGGAGAGUUCCCUUGGAUGGCGCUGCUGCAGUACAGGAACCCUCGAGGCUCCCUCGGCUUCUACUGCGGCGGAGUGCUUAUCAGCAAGAGAUACGUCCUGACCGCGGCCCACUGUGUCGCCGACGACUCCGUCAAACUCGUGAGCGUGCGUCUCGGCGAGCACGACACCAAGACCUCUCCCGACUGCAAAACGGACAUCCUGAGCGAAAAUCAGAACCAAAUCUGUGCCGCCCGCGCCGUCGACGUCCCCGUCGAGCGGGACAUCGCGUACCCCGAGUACAAUAAGCGGGACCCCAACCACUACAACGACAUCGCGCUGCUCCGCCUGUCCAGGGACGUGGAGUUUACCGAGUGGAUCCAGCCAAUCUGCGUACCUGUGUCGAAUGAGCAGAAGACCAAGUCGUACGUUGGGAAGAAGCUGUGGGUUGCCGGCUGGGGCAAGACUGAAACUCGGUCCGAGAGCGACGUGAAGCUCAAGCUGGCCGUGCCCGUGGUGUCGCGGGCGGACUGCUCCUCCGUGUACAGCCAGGCCUCGGUGGACCUCAACGACAAGUCCCAGCUGUGCGCGGGCGGCGAGAAGGGCCAGGACUCGUGCAACGGCGACAGCGGCGGCCCGCUCAUGAGCGUGGAGGUCGUGAACGACGGCGACUUCCCCAAGACGGUGUGGCACGUCAGCGGCAUCGUGGCCUUCGGGCCGGUCAAGUGCGGCAUGCAGGGGUGGCCGGGCGUCUAUACGCGCGUCACCCACUUCGUGCCCUGGAUCCUGGACACAAUCCACGCCUGAGGCUGGCGCUUCUGCUGACGGUGACCUCCGGCGGGCCGGGGCCCUGGCCUUGGCCGUGGACCUGCCCACCGUCACGUGACCCCGGUGAUGGCGGCGGCAACGCCGCAAACUGUACGGCUGUGAUCUGAAACACUAGCGGAGGAACGGACUGGCAACCUCGGCCCAAGAAGCUCGCCGGCCGGGCAGGCCGGUAGUUGGAACAGGUUCUUACAAAUAAUAACUCGCCGUCCGUUGCAUCUUUUUAGCGAAGUUCCGCCGGGCCCUGAACUUGCAAACGCAAAAAGUGGAUUUAUUCCGCGUGUGCCAUUUUGUAGAAAAUGCGCGGCGAACGGGCCACGUAGUAUUAUAAAAAAAUCUCCCUCUUUUAA
Frankliniella occidentalis (western flower thrips) is the source of this 1877-nucleotide messenger RNA. RefSeq names its product CLIP domain-containing serine protease HP8-like. NCBI's taxonomy places the organism in Eukaryota, Metazoa, Arthropoda, Insecta, Thysanoptera, Thripidae. The transcript is spliced from 7 exons. Gene Ontology annotation, biological process: proteolysis. Gene Ontology annotation, molecular function: serine-type endopeptidase activity. The record is from RefSeq and is a predicted model, not a curated record. Bases 133 to 1509 code for a protein of 458 amino acids.